This is a messenger RNA of Coregonus clupeaformis (lake whitefish), 768 nucleotides long. RefSeq names its product peptidyl-prolyl cis-trans isomerase NIMA-interacting 4. The record is from RefSeq and is a predicted model, not a curated record. NCBI's taxonomy places the organism in Eukaryota, Metazoa, Chordata, Actinopteri, Salmoniformes, Salmonidae. Gene Ontology annotation, biological process: rRNA processing. The transcript has 4 exons. Gene Ontology annotation, molecular function: peptidyl-prolyl cis-trans isomerase activity; DNA binding. Bases 102 to 533 code for a protein of 143 amino acids.
CAGAUAAACCCUACCGAAGAAGAAGAAACGCGUGCCUUGUAGUAGCUGGCAGUUCUCUUUCCAGUUGUCCCAUUCAUUUUCAGUAAAGGCUAUUUUCAAGAAUGCCACCUAAGGGGAAAGGUGGCAAGGAGGCGGGGAAAGGUGCCAAGGAUGGGGGAAAAGGUGGCAAGGGAGGCAAAGGUGGAGCAGCUGCAGGGGGUGGAGACAAAGGAAAACAAGAAGAGAAGGCGAUAAAAGGAGGCACUUCUGUUAAGGUCAGACAUAUCCUGUGUGAGAAACAUGGUAAAUGCAUGGAGGCGAUGGAGAAACUGAAGGCUGGGGUUCGCUUCAGUGAAGUGGCCUCACAGUACAGUGAAGACAAAGCCAGACAAGGGGGUGACUUGGGCUGGAUGACAAGAGGGUCUAUGACUGGACCCUUCCAGGACGCUGCCUUCGCCUUACCCAACAGCACCAUGGACAAACCCAUUUACACAGACCCCCCCGUCAAGACCAAGUUUGGCUACCACAUCAUCAUGGUGGAAGGAAAGAAAUGACCGGAAGGAAAAGACCCACUACUCUUCACUUUGACAUUGGGACACUGCUUUCUCUCAGAGGGGAUGGCACAAUCAAUCACUCAAUUUCUCUGCAGCUUUUCUUCAUUUCUUGCAUAAUUCUUUUUCAUGUCCUGGUUAUGGCACAACAUAAGGUAACAAUGAAAUACUCUGUAAAGAGACAGAGGCUAAUAACACGUAUGUACUCGUGUCUGUAAAUAAAAGGUGGUGAAAUUUG